AAAUAACGUUAGUUGUGCGUGCGUGCGUGCAAACCAGUCAGAAACAAAACAUCAGCUUGUGACACUUCACGGUGUGGAGACCAUCUGUGGCAACCUACUAAAUUUGAAGUAAUUUAAGAAAAAUGCCAGAGCCUACUGAUAGGAAUUGUCCUGAGAUGGCCAAGACACCGGGCGGAGGCAUCGCUCCUGGGAAGGAUGAAGGGGUAGUCAAUGGCCACAAGGAAGGCGAGGCCAACCCCUUUGCUGAGUACAUGUGGAUGGAGAAUGAGGAGGAUUAUAAUCGUCAGGUGGAGGAGGAGCUACUGGAGCAGGAGUUCAUUGAGCGCUGCUUCCAGGAGAUGCUAGAAGAGGAGGAUCAGGAUUGGUUCAUCCCAGCCCGGGAUCUUCCGUCAGGGAUUGGGCAGCUGCAGCAGCAACUUAAUGGCAUGUCAGUCAAUGACCGGAAUGCAGAUGACAUUGCACGGAAGAGCAGCUUGAACCCUGAGGCGAAGGAGUUUGUCCCAGGCAUGAAAUACUAGGGGUUUCUCUCCAAACCCCAUAGAGACUCAGAGGCUUCUGGUGGCCACACUUUCAUACAUUUCAUACAUCCUCCCACCAAGUGGGGUGUGUUUUUGGCGUUAUACCGCUGGUAAUUUUGCCGUCUUUAUUUUUUUUUUAAGGGGGAAUGGAGCCUUGAACACUCUCCUGGAAGUUUUUAUUUUAUCAUUUUUUUCCUUGUCAAAAUCAGUAUAACUUUCCCAAUGGAUUUUCGCAGGAAGUGACUAGCUAUCAAGACAGUUAUUUGUGGUGUUUUUCGAUCACAGAGAAGCAAUUAUGUGGUAUCCACCAUCAUGAUCGUGUUAUAGCAAGUUGUCCAGCUCAGUGUUUAUAUUUCCUUUUUCCCUCAUAUUUAAGAGAGAGAAAUACUAGAGAUGAGAUUAUUGUCAGGUGUAUGGGACGCGGUAAGGUUGAACAACACAAACAUCAGCAGGUAGACCAGAGGACCUGACUGGAGUGGAUGGCAGCUGAAAAGUUCCCUCUCUUUUGAAUCCUGUGUGUAGUGUAAUACAGUGUGUACAACUUGCAAAAACAAAAUAUGUAUGAAAAAGUAUAUGUAAAUAAAGAAAAGAGCAGGUUCCCUCUU
This is a messenger RNA of Clupea harengus (Atlantic herring), 1123 nucleotides long. It is a transcript of the gene paip2b, whose product is annotated as poly(A) binding protein interacting protein 2B. Gene Ontology annotation, biological process: negative regulation of translational initiation. Gene Ontology annotation, molecular function: mRNA regulatory element binding translation repressor activity. Gene Ontology annotation, cellular component: cytoplasm. The record is from RefSeq and is a predicted model, not a curated record. NCBI's taxonomy places the organism in Eukaryota, Metazoa, Chordata, Actinopteri, Clupeiformes, Clupeidae.